This is a messenger RNA of Exophiala viscosa, 1092 nucleotides long. RefSeq lists its product as uncharacterized. The coding region runs from base 256 to 975 and encodes 239 amino acids. Lineage: Eukaryota; Fungi; Ascomycota; Eurotiomycetes; Chaetothyriales; Herpotrichiellaceae. The transcript is spliced from 3 exons. The record is from RefSeq and is a predicted model, not a curated record. Gene Ontology annotation, molecular function: protein binding.
GGGCGUCACAGCCUCACAGGUGUCGUCGGCCUUCUUUCCACCGAACAAGCGUGACGAUAUAUUUAACGCUUGUUGAUAUCGUCGUACGACCAGAGGUAUCCCAGGGGUUUAGAUGUUGUCAAGAGGAGGGGCUUCAACUAUGAAAGUCUGGUCGGAGUGAUGUACUGCUUUCAACCGCAGGGUCAGGCAAGCCGAUCGACACUUGACAGACACCCAGUAACAGAUUUCUGUUGAUUCCAUACCGAGCUGCUAGAGAUGAAAGUCCUCACCGAGGCAUUUGCAAGAGUCUUGCAAGUGCAAUCCGCCUUCCAGAGCUUCACAUCGCCCUUCUGGUCCAGCAACGCAACUAGUAUGUCUACAUCCACAGCCCCGACGCUGUCCCCUUCCGCGGCCCAGGACAUCAACCGCACUCUGUCCUUCUGGUUCGAAGGCCCGACGUCGAAUUGGUUCGCCCCCCAAAACCCAGACGAAUUCGACGCAUCUAUCCGCGACAAGUUCGGCCAACUCAUCACCCAAGCGCGCACCGACGAACUAGAUGUCUGGGCUGACGACCCGCGCGGCGCUCUCGCGCAGGUGAUACUACUCGACCAGUUCCCGCGGAACAUCUACCGCGGCUCACCUGAUGCCCACGCCUCCGACACCAAAGCUUGUGAACUAGCGACGCGGAGUAUCGCGCGGGAGUUCGACCGGCAGGUCGGCGAGCUGGAGGCGCUGUUCUUCUAUCUCCCGCUUAUGCACGACGAGACGCUGGUGUCUCAGAUUGCGUGUGUAGGGCUGAGCGAGGCGCUUCUCAGCCGGUGUCAGCCUGAUUGUGAGGCGGCAAAGUUUGUGACGAACAGCAUCAAAUUCGCCAAGGGCCAUCGCGAUGCCAUUCUGGAGUUUGGGCGGUUUCCGAGCAGAAACAAAAUCUUGGGCAGAGAGAGUACGCCUGAGGAGGUCAAAUUUCUGGAGGAGCAUCCUUCUGGGUUCUACUAACAGGUUUCUGUUCGGAUGUAAACAGUCUAAGAGAGAGGCUUGAUGCGGGUACACUCCUGUCACCAGGGCGGUAUGUUUCGAACAUGGUAGAAUUGGACUCUAGAGGUGAAGAUUGUA